This is a messenger RNA of Rhinopithecus roxellana (golden snub-nosed monkey), 4061 nucleotides long. RefSeq names its product sodium channel and clathrin linker 1 (gene SCLT1). Bases 192 to 2360 code for a protein of 722 amino acids. The transcript is spliced from 22 exons. Gene Ontology annotation, biological process: cilium assembly; clustering of voltage-gated sodium channels. Gene Ontology annotation, cellular component: centriole. The record is from RefSeq and is a predicted model, not a curated record. NCBI's taxonomy places the organism in Eukaryota, Metazoa, Chordata, Mammalia, Primates, Cercopithecidae.
GGCGUCACCGUCUCCAAGGAGUGGUUCGGGGCACCGGUUUCAAAGUCGCAGGGCGGGCCGAGUGGACUUCCGCUGCUGGCCUGGGGCUUCCCAGCCGUCUUGGCGUCGUCUUCUCCAACCCACGCCGCUCCGCGUAGAACGCCGCUCUCAGGCUGCCCUCCAGCUCCCGCGGCACUCUCCUAGGUGGCCCGAUGAGACCCGGAGUGACCCGCGGGACGCCUGUAUCGACCACGUCCUCUUCCCACCAGGGUAGGAUUCGGUUGAACGUGGAACAGAAUUCACUUGAUCAAAGACUAAAUGAAGAUUUUAGGCGGUACCAAAUGGAAAAUUUUUCCAAAUAUUCAUCUGUACAGAAAGCUGUCUGCCAAGGAGAAGGAGACGACACAUUUGAAACCCUAGUGUUUGACCAAAGCUUUUUAGCUCCUCUUAUAACUGAGUAUGAUAAACAUCUAGGAGAACUAAAUGGGCAGCUGAAAUAUUAUCAGAAACAAGUGGGUGAGAUGAAACUACAGCUUGAAAAUGUCAUCAAGGAAAAUGAAAGGUUGCACAGUGAAUUAAAAGAUGCUGUUGAAAAACAAUUGGAGGCCUUUCCCCUUGGCACAGAGAUAGGAACUGAUACAUAUGCAGAUGAUGAAACAGUCAGAAACCUUCAAGAACAAUUGCAACUAGCCAAUGAAGAGAAAACUCAGGCUGUGGAACUCUGGCAGACUGUUUCUCAGGAGUUGGACAGACUACACAAGCUUUACCAGGAACAUAUGACUGAGGCCCAAAUUCAUGUAUUUGAAAGUCAAAAACAAAAGGAUCAGCUUUUUGAUUUUCAACAACUGACCCAGCAACUUCAUGUUACUAAUGAGAACAUGGAAGUGACUAACCAACAGUUUCUGAAAACAGUAACUGAACAAAGUGAGAUGAUCGAACAACUCCGAAAAAAACUUAGGCAAGCCAAAUUAGAGCUGAGAGUUGCUGUAGCAAAAGUGGAAGAGUUAACUAACGCGACUGAAGAUCUGCAGGGACAGAUGGAAAAGAAGGAGAAGGAUGUGGUGUCUGCCCAUGGAAGAGAGGAAGCAUCAGAUAGGCGCUUACAGCAGUUACAGUCCAGUAUAAAACAAUUAGAAAUAAGAUUAUGUGUGACAAUCCAAGAAGCCAACCAAUUAAGAACAGAAAAUACACAUCUGGAAAAACAGACCAGAGAGCUACAAGCAAAGUGCAAUGAAUUAGAAAAUGAGCUAUAUGAGGCCUUUGUAAGAGCCAGAAAUAGCAUACAACUCUUAGAAGAAGCUAACCUUCAAAAAAGUCAGGCUCUACUUGAGGAGAAGCAAAAAGAAGAAGACAUAGAGAAAAUGAAAGAGACAGUUUCUCGGUUUGUACAAGAUGCUACCAAAAGAACCAAGAAGGAAGUUGCAAACACAAAAAAACAAUACAGUAUACAAAUUUCUCGAUUGACAGAAGAACUUUCAGCCCUUCAAAUGGAGUGUACUGAAAAACAAGGCCAAAUUGAACGAGUCAUUAAGGAAAAAAAAGCAGUGGAAGAAGAACUAGAAAAGAUUUACCGUGAAGGCAGAGGAAAUGAAAGUGAUUACAGAAAACUGGAAGAAAUGCACCAAAGAUUCCUGGUUUCAGAGCAUUCAAAAGAUGAUCUUCAGCUAAGACUUACGAGAGCAGAAAAUAGAAUAAAACAACUUGAAAUUGACUCCUCAGAAGAAAUAUCACGUUACCAAGAAAUGAUUCAGAAAAUUCAAAAUGUAUUGGAGUCUGAGAGAGAGAACUGUGGGCUUGUCAGUGAACAAAGGCUAAAACUUCAGCAAGAAAAUAAACAGUUACGGAAAGAGACUGAGAGUUUAAGGAAGAUUGCCCUGGAGGCUCAAAAAAAAGCCAAAUUAAAGAUCAGUACAAUGGAACAUGAAUUUUCAAUAAAGGAACGUGGGUUUGAAGUUCAACUGAGAGAGAUGGAAGACAGUAAUAGAAAUUCCAUUGUUGAACUGAGGCAUCUCCUAGAGACUCAACAGAAAGCAGCCAAUAGGUGGAAAGAAGAAACGAAGAAACUUACUGAAAGUGCAGAAAUUAGAAUCAAUAAUCUAAAGAGUGAGCUGAGUCGACAGAAACUUCAUACCCAAGAGCUGCUUUCUCAGCUGGAAAUGGCAAAUGAAAAGGUAGUUGAGAAUGAAAAGCUAAUUCUAGAGCAUCGAGAAAAAGCCAAUAGACUUCAAAGGCGUCUGAGUCAGGCAGAAGAGAGAGCUGCUUCAGCUUCCCAGCAGCAUAACUUGGAACAUUUGAAAGCUUUUCAACCUAAAUGUGGGGAAAAAACAGGGGACACUGCAGACACUACCAGAUUUUCAAAGGUGACCAUUUCCACUGAGUGACUACAGGACUGCCCCCAGGACUUGGCCACUUUCCGUAAUGCUAGCCAGAGUGCAGUGGUAGCAUGUCUUUAUCUAAAUAAAUAGUCAUUUGCUGAACUCACGUUUACUGCAUAUUUUAGGGGAAACGAAUGAGAGUGAAGUGGCAGCCUUGGGAAUGACAUGGCUACCCACCACAUCAGCAACUUUGUCUUCUUAAAGUUGUGUGCUCCCAAGCGCUCCUGAAAUCUACUCCUGUCACCUAACUUCCAGAUCCAGAACUGGUACCCAGGUGUGCAAUGCCCCGAGGUGUGUGUUUGAAGGAAGAGCAGUCACCAUAAUCACUCAGUUGUCUGCAUUUCUAAUUAUGGCCACUCAUUUGUCAGUCUGAGAAUGAUCAUAUGCCUUGAUUGUAGUCACAUGUAUUAAAUGAUUUUUGAGGAUCUGCUACAAACUGAUAUUGUGUGAAUUAAAUAGAAAACUAACUUACUUGAGAAAACAAGUUGGUAGUGAUUUUUUUUUAUUGUCACCCCUGCCCUGAUACACUUACUGUUUACAAUUACAAAUAACUGUGCAACUCUCUGGGCAAGGCAAAAAUUUCAAUUUUUUAAUGCCUUCACCAUCACAGGCAUCAUGGCAAAUUUGGGGUAGCGUAUUUUUUUCAGGACAAUAAGCCCAUUUUAAACUGAGUCUAAGGCUGGGUGCAGUGGCUCACACCUGUAAUCCCAACACUCUGGGAGGCCACAGCGGGUGGAUCACUUGAGGUCAGGAGUUCAAGACCAACCUGACCAACAUGGUGAAACCCUGUCUCUACCAAAAAUACAAAAAUUAGCCAGGCAUGGUGAUGCAUGCCUGUAAUCCCAGCUACUCAUGAGGCUGAGGCAGGAGAAUCACUUGAACCCGGGAGGCAGAGGCUGCAGUGAGCUGAGAUCAUGCCACUUUGCUCCAGCCUGGGCAACAAAGUGAGAUUCUGUCUCAAAAGAAUAAAGAUAAACUGAAUACAAACUCCCUAAAGUUCCUUAGGCUUUUUAAUAAAGUAAAUGUAAGUAAUGCCACACACAUACACACACAAAUCCUGAUUUAUUCCCUGUUUCUCAUACAUUGUUGGCAUUGUUCUACUUAAACAGCGACAGUGAUGACUCCAAAAAAAAUGUUUAGAAUUAGAAGUGCAUGUUAAUCUGAGUAACUUAAGUACAGAAAAGAGUUAGUACACCACAAGCAUUUUCUACACUUUUAUUUUGUGGUGAUUGUGAGACAAACACAGUCCAAACAAUAGACUUCUUGUCCUCCCCCUCCCAACAACUAUCUGACUCCACAGCUCAUGCACCCCAAUUACAGCAGGUGUCGGGCUGGCAUAAAGGCUUCUCACCAGGAUUCCAGUUUAUCCUUCUCAAUCCUUUUCUCAUCUCUAACAAAAACGCCACACAUACAUGUAGUUGUGAGAGGUAAAGUCUUCUUUACACUCACCACCAGGGGGCGUAGGGGAGCACAAAAGCCUCACAAACCUGCUCCAGGCUCCUGCCUCCUCCAGGGCCCGAAUGCACCGCCUUCCCAGGAAUCCUAACCUGGUCUGAGAAGGGGCAUCACAAAUAAGCUGGCACUCAGUCGUGUACUAAAAGGAUUGCUAAUGCUCCCUUUAAAAGACUUUCACUUCUACGCCAUCUCUAACAGGGCCAUGCAGGUCUCCAUGAUAGCGCUUUUUUGGUCCAGUGCUUCCCGGGUCUU